GUAUUUUUAAUUUUCUUAGUUUCUCCCCCCUUUUUUUUUCUUUUGAGACAGGAUCUCAUGUAGCCUAGGCUGUCCUGGAAUUUUCUAUGAAGCCAAGGAUGGCCUUGAACUCCUGAUCCUCCUACCUCCAUCCUCUUGAGUGCUGGGAUUUGCAGAUGUGCACCACUACGCUUGGCUUUUCUUAGAAAAAUAUUAAUAUGAGCUAUCUGCAAGAGAAACUGAGUCAGCAGAUAUUAGAGUUGUUUGAAACUUGUCAGCAGCAAACAAGUGACUUGAAGAAGAAAGAACUCUGUAGAGCACAGCUGCAGAGAGAGAUCCAGCUGCUCUUCCCACAAAGCAGACUUUUUUUGGUUGGAUCGUCUUUAAAUGGAUUCGGUGCCCGGAGCAGUGACGGUGAUUUAUGCUUAGUUGUUAAAGAAGAACCACUCCAGAAGGACUUCUUCUCCUGCCCCAUACACGUAAGGCACCAGCAUGGUGUGCAUAAGAGCUGCUGUAGUAGUUCUGAGCUGUUGAAGUCAGCUAGCUCUGAAGUGUGUGGUUUUUAAAGUGUAGCCUCUUAUUGUGAAAUGUCACUGGGCGGGUCAGGUGUUUACAGGAUGCGAUAAAGCAAAACAUAUGGCAGUAUUCUUGAUGUUUUUCUCCCCAUUUGAGUUCUCAGUCCCUUUUUUAUAUA
Molecule: messenger RNA, 673 nt
Organism: Alexandromys fortis (reed vole)
Lineage: Eukaryota; Metazoa; Chordata; Mammalia; Rodentia; Cricetidae
Product: poly(A) RNA polymerase GLD2-like
Exons: 4
Coding region: 198-545 (115 amino acids)
Molecular function (GO): poly(A) RNA polymerase activity
Source: RefSeq, a predicted model, not a curated record